AUGCGUUACUCUAUCGUCGCCUCGUUGCUCUCGGCUGCUACCGCCGUCUACGGCUAUGCUGACCCCAUGGCCUGUUCCGGUAUCUGCAACAACGCUCACGACCCGGCCCUUAUCCGUCGCGCCGAUGGCACUUACUACCGUUUCUCUACGGGUGGUAAGAUUGCUAUUCACACCGCGCCUUCGAUCACCGGUCCGUGGUCCUACAAGGGUGCCGCGAUCCCCGCUGGUUCCAAGAUCAACCUGGCUGGCAAGGACGAUCUCUGGGCUCCUGACGUGACCCUGGUCGGCGACACAUACUACCUGUACUACACUGUAUCGUCUUUCGGAGUCCAGAACUCCGCCAUUGGUGUUGCUACUAGCAAGGACAUGAACACCUGGACCGACCUUGGUGCCACUGGUAUUCAGUCGAGCGCGGGAAAGAACUACAACGCCAUUGAUGGUGCGCUAUACUGGGAUGGAUCCAAGUUCGUCAUGUCCUUCGGCUCCUUCUGGAACGACCUCUUCGUCCAGAACAUGGCCAACCCACCCGUCAAGACCAGCUCUUCCACUGUGACCAACAUCGCCUUCAAGCCCGAGGGAGAGCACGCUCAAGAAGCUCCGUUCAUUGCUCUGAACGGCAACUACCACUACCUAUUCUUCUCCGUUGGCAAGUGCUGCGGCUUCGAUGCCAACAGGCCUGCCGCGGGCCAGGAGUACAAGAUCCAAGUCUGCAGGUCCACCAGCGCCACUGGUGGCUUCAAGGACAAGAACGGUGUCGACUGCACCAAGGGUGGCGGUACCACUGUCUUGGAGUCCCACGGCUUUGUCUACGGACCCGGUGGUCAGGGUGUCUACUACGAUCCUAAGGAGGGCCCUGUACUAUACUACCACUACGUCGACACCCGCAUUGGUUACGGCGAUGGCCAGAAGAAGUUCGGUAUCAACAAGAUCAACUGGUCCAGUGGAUGGCCUGUUGUAUAA
Molecule: messenger RNA, 960 nt
Organism: Alternaria ethzedia
Lineage: Eukaryota; Fungi; Ascomycota; Dothideomycetes; Pleosporales; Pleosporaceae
Exons: 2
Coding region: 1-960 (319 amino acids)
Biological process (GO): carbohydrate metabolic process
Molecular function (GO): arabinan endo-1,5-alpha-L-arabinosidase activity
Source: RefSeq, a predicted model, not a curated record